GCCGCUGCCACUGCCGGGCGCCGCCGCUGUCCCCGCUCGGCGCCGGCCGCGCUGCGCUGCGCCAUGAAGGCGAUCGUGCAGCGGGUGGCCCAGGCCAGCGUCACAGUGGGUGGUGAGCAAAUCAGUUCAAUAGGACGAGGCCUCUGUGUGCUGCUGGGCAUUUCUUUGGAAGAUACACAAAGAGAGCUGGAGCACAUGGUUCGGAAGAUCUUGAACUUGCGAGUCUUCGAAGAUGAAAGUGGGAAGCACUGGUCCAAAAGUGUGAUGGAUAAACAGUAUGAGGUGUUGUGUGUCAGCCAGUUCACUCUCCAGUGCAUCCUGAAGGGAAACAAGCCUGACUAUCACAUGGCAAUGCCCACAGAGCAGGCUGAGUCUUUUUAUAACAACUUCCUAGAGCAGCUAAGAAAAGCCUACAAACCAGAGCUUAUUAAAGAUGGCAAGUUUGGUGCCUACAUGCAGGUCCACAUCCAGAAUGAUGGUCCUGUAACAAUAGAACUGGAGUCCCCAGCAGCCACUGUUGAUCCUAAACAAUUGACAAAACUUGAAAAACAGCAACAAAGGAAAGAGAAGACCAGAACCAAGGUGCCCUCUGAGUCCAGUAGAGAAAGAAAUGUCCCCAGAAACAAGGAUGACCCCAGUGCCAGCAGUGGAGCAGAAGGAGAUGUGUCCUCGGAAAGGGAGCCUUAGCUCAUCCAAGGCAGGCCUCAGUUUCUUACACAAAAGCUACACUGAAUUCUUGAAGAAAGACCCAACACUGGCCUCAGCAACACUCUUGAACCACUUUGGAGAAGGAUGGAAGAUGGGAAAGCAGAGCUGAGCCAUUAGAAAACCUUUCAUUCUGUAUUGAACCAACCAAAGCAAUGCUAUCAGAUCCAGUUGUUAAUGUGUAGUGUCAGUAGUGAAAAGGACUUGUGACAUUUCUGUGUUUGCGUUCUCACACGACUGCUGAGCAAAGGGUGGCUGUGGGCAGGUUGUAGCAGAGCAUUUCACUCUCAGUACAUAAGCUCCAUUUAAAGAAUAAAUCAGGGUUUUUCCUUAAACUUACACUUGAAUUCUGAAAAUUCUCUGAGCAGGCUUGUGUAUUGAUUCUCACUCCGUGGUGUCAUGUGCUACCUGUUUCCAUUGCAGUGUGUGCAGAUCUGUGCAUAUUUUGGUAAAUUGUUAGCUACUGCCUGACAUCAGGUUAGGCAGUCCAGUCUUUCUGCAUGGAUUAAGUUAUUACAAGAGAAGAUCGGCCUCUAGUUGUUUAUCAUGUGGAACACAUCUGUCUUGUAAACUUUUUUAAAACCAGAAAAAAACUUUAUUAAACAAAUUAUGCCAGCUGAGUGCCUGUUGGUGUUUGUGUAUUGCACUCCCUGAGUGGGUGUAACAAAGUGGGGGACACAGAGAUAAACUUGUAGGCCAAGAAACACAUACUGCUUCAACUUCCCCACUCUUCUGUUGUAAAUCAGGCUGCUGAUCUGAAAUCUAUGCUGUUUUUAACACAUCUAAGUAAUUUAUUUUGUGGUGGCUACCAGAAUGUCACACAGCUGCUCCACCUACUGCACCCAGGGCUGCUGACAGACACUUCUGUCACAUCCUGGGGAGCAUUUGGAAGCUGCCAGCAAACAGCAAGAGCUGAGAAGAAGCUGCAGAAUUACCAAGGAAGCUUCAGGGGAAAUGAAAGACUGCAGGUUGUUACACUUUGACUUCUUUCAGAGGUGAUGGCACCUUUUGUAUUUGCUGUUCCCCAGGUCUGCCUUGCCCUUCCAGUCUGCCCUGGGCACCUGCUGUGACUGCCAUCAUAGCCAGGAUGCAGAGCUCUCUCCCUGAUGGUAGGGAUAACUCACUGCUGAGAGCUUUUGAUCUAAAUGCACAUCACAGUUACAAUGCUGCACGUCAUGUAACCACUGUGGUUUUUAUUGUUUAACUUGUAGGCUGCUUGUAUUGUAAAAUACCAGUCAACCCAGGCAGGAGAUUUAGAGCUGCGCCCUGACAUGGUUUUUUAAAAGCCAUGAAGCUCAAGUAAAGAUUUGGCCAGCUACACAGCUGGCAUUUGAACAGGAAUGGUGUGUGGGCAGGAUAGGUGGAAGUGUUACACUUAGCCUUGCCUUUAAGAAUGACAUAAUUUCCCAUCUGACCAUUAUCAAAUCCAGGGUGCCCCUGACCAGGGAAUGAUUGGCAUCUGACUCCAUUGAGUCAGAAUGCUGAAUAAUUGCUUUAUUAAGACUGUAUUACAUUACAUUGUACUAUAUUAAAGAGAUACUAUACUUGUGGUA
This is a messenger RNA of Zonotrichia albicollis (white-throated sparrow), 2258 nucleotides long. RefSeq names its product D-aminoacyl-tRNA deacylase 1 (gene DTD1). NCBI's taxonomy places the organism in Eukaryota, Metazoa, Chordata, Aves, Passeriformes, Passerellidae. The record is from RefSeq and is a predicted model, not a curated record. Gene Ontology annotation, biological process: tRNA metabolic process. Gene Ontology annotation, cellular component: cytoplasm. Gene Ontology annotation, molecular function: D-tyrosyl-tRNA(Tyr) deacylase activity.